GCGUGACAGCCCGUGCUUUGCGACGAGACAAUAAUUUAUGUACAUUUUAGUAAACAAUUACAAUGGCGUUGCAUGUCCGUUUCAAGCUCACACAAAAGCUUAAACGAAAUGAGUAAUUGAGCAAAAUAAGACGGACUGCUCUAAUUCCAAAUCAUACCAGAAUUUCGUAAUUAAACCAAAAUCUCUACAACGGUUUGUGUGAGAUGAGGAGUUCGAAAUUGAACAUCGUAGAAUUCAACACGCGGAAGAGGAAACUUGGCCAGUUUACAGUUAUCAUCACAUGAUAAGCUCUCCCACUCACUCGCGGAUGUGAUCUUAUUUUAGCAUUCAAGAUAGUUAUGGAAGGGAAUUCCCUUUAUGUUGGACACACCUCAGUCUUGAAAAGAAAUCGCUGCUAUAAAGAGCAUGGCAAAACAUCGAUCGAGAGUUUUUAAAUCAGUUGAACUGACAACACAAAGAAGAUCACUAGAUCAAGUGUAUAAGGAUUCUUGGACCCACCACGCUGCCGAUAUGAAUCCGACAGCGCUUAUUACGAUUCUACACUUACUGGCCUCUGUCCUCGUAUCAGUUUUGUCCUCUCCAAUACCAUAUUCAUGCAGUAGAAAAAUCCAUCCAAAGAAAGCUCUGAAGCGUAUAAAAGAGAAAAACUAUAUUAUUAUGGAAAACGCUUUAGUGGGUGUUGAAUCGACACGCGAAGAAGUGCUGCGAAUGAAACCAUUUACAAGGAAGCGACGUGACGUCAGACAACCACGUGAAGCGUCCGAGCUACAGGGAGCAUCGCCAUGUCAGUGGAAAUGGGGAUUCACCAGAAAAAGGCCAAAUGAGAUUCCCUCAACCCUCACACGGGCCAUUUGUCCGGGCUGUUUACACUACUGUAAAGCUAUAAGGUACUCAAUGAGAGUCUUAGCUAGAGAUGGAUGUGAUCCAAAGAGUGGACUGACAAUCUGGAGAUGGAAACUACGAGAAAUAACCAUUGCCUAUGUUUACACAGGAAAUAGUUAAUCCGAUCAAAAUCCAACUUCUCCGAACAAUAUCAAAACACUGCCACGCAUGUAAGUAUUAAGAGUGGAAAAAACCAUCAACAAAAAAGGCUAAUGCCAGUUGAAGUGUCUCGCAAUUCUCAGAACUAGAUCUUAAGAAACGUUUGACGGGAAGUAGUAAUGAUAAUUAAUUACUUAUAUUGCGCCUUUUAACAUGCAAUGAUCAAAGGCGCAUUACAUCAUAUAUUCCGAAAAUUAUAUAAUAAGUAAUGAGAAUUUAUAUUUCGAGUCAGGAGAACUGAAAGUGGAAAUCCUAGUUUCCACGAAAUAAUCUAUGAACAAACUUGCAAUAUAACAAAUGAACAAACUUGUAAUAUCACGACAAAUUUCAUUAAGGAAACAAACUGAGUAAUUAUUCGAAAAUGAUAUUCAAAUUGCACGGCAGCUUGUUAAGUUGUAAAUAUUUCACGUUGAGUAGUGCUAGAUAUGAAAAGUAUUGCUCAGUGAACUGUUAGAUGUGCAGGUUAUUGCCGAGUGAGAGUUGUCAACCAGGAUUAUGUAGUCACAAUGUGACGCAAAGUAAAGUAGGAAUUCUUCCUUUUUUUUUUUUAAAUACACGAUGUUAGUUAAAAAGACAGCUACAGUUUUAGUUGGCCACUUGUUUGAAGUUAUUCAUAUUUGUAAAGAUUUAAAUCUAUUUGAAAAGUUUUUUAAAAACACUAUUUAUUACGAACCUAUUUAUUCAGGCAGAAAACGAUGUAAUUAAAUUAUACUAUAUUGAUGAAGGGAAUUUUAUAUUUUUAUAAAGUUCGGGCAAGUAAUGAUACAUUUUGUACAAAGUAUAUUUUACACAGAAGCUUGAAUGAAAAGUUAAUCA
Molecule: messenger RNA, 1857 nt
Organism: Orbicella faveolata
Lineage: Eukaryota; Metazoa; Cnidaria; Anthozoa; Scleractinia; Merulinidae
Source: RefSeq, a predicted model, not a curated record